GGAGUUGUUGCGGCAUAUCCUGCGUGCAAGAAUAUGCAUCGCUUCUCCUAGGCAACCGAGGACAGUGGGCAAGCUAUUACCCUCCACGGCUUAUACAUCCUUUGCCGCUAUUGCGCUGAAAAAUGGCUGGCUUCUUCCAAUACUUGCCCGCAGUGCCGCGUGGUCCUCUUCUAGGAGCCCUCAAGUGAUGGCAUUGCAGAAGCUGCGAAUGCCCUUGAAGCAGCAGCAGAUACGAUUGCGGCGGCACACCAACAUGUUGACUCGUUGAUGCUGCAAGAGCAAUCCGAGGUCCUCUACCUAAAGGUGCGACAUCUCGAGGGCGAUCCUUUUGCGCAGGACUAUAUCGCACUCUCGCACUUAACGCCGUUCAUAAUGAACGGGCUGCGCAAUCGGGAAGCGGCCUACGCAUCUCACAAGGUGCUCGUGGACUACAAGUAUGCUCAGUAUAGCCCAGCAUUCCCGCCAAUACGCGAGAUCGGCCCUCUGCCGCCACACGGACGCGUAGUCACCGAAUCGGUACUGGUUGAUGUUUGGGCGUGGUGGGCCAACCGCUACCACAGUACGCUGGCUUACGGCUGGAUCGACAGGAGACACCAACCUGUGGCCAUAAAGAUUUUCCUUGGCCUCUUGCGUCGCGCAAUCAUCGCAAUCAUACCGCAGGCCGACACGGCCACCAUAUCUAAGCUCACAACGCUACUGCUGAAGCAGCUCAAUUGAGCACUAAUAGCGCACUCGAGGGCUUCAGCGAAGAAGGCUACGCGCUGUGGAAACAACGCCGCAAGCAGCUGUGGAUACACUCGACGCUAAACAAAUAUAGACACGCCGUCUCACAGCUUAGUACAGUCACAAGUACACGGUGCCGCAACUGCGCGCAGCCAUCAAAAACCGCCUUGGCUAUGACCCACAAAAAUCAAAAGACUAAGGAAUACUAUGUCAACGUGAUGAUCUAGGCGGACUAUACGAUCUUCCGAUUUCUCGACUCGAUCAACGGGGAGCUACAACCACAGGCGGCAACGAUCAAAACAUGUCCUCAGUGGCAUAUCCAUCUGUCUCAUAUGCAGUUUGCCGUGAAGGAUGCGUCGGUCAUAGAGUCGGUAACUGUGGUCGCUGGAUUCGCACCACAAUGCUUACGCCAGUCGCAUAGAGGCAUGAUUGUGACGUGUAGAGUGGGAAUGCAUAUCAAAGUCUUCCUUUAUAUGUUUAUUCUUCUAUAAAUACGAAUACUUGUAAAGCAAAAUACAAGCCUUAGACUACGACUAUCGACUGCGGAUUGAAUUAUGCUCUAAUUAUAAUGCAAAAAGAAUCAUUGCUUGUC
Molecule: messenger RNA, 1315 nt
Organism: Pseudocercospora fijiensis CIRAD86
Lineage: Eukaryota; Fungi; Ascomycota; Dothideomycetes; Mycosphaerellales; Mycosphaerellaceae
Exons: 2
Coding region: 268-717 (149 amino acids)
Source: RefSeq, a predicted model, not a curated record